AUGUCUGGUCAUAUUUCAUCAGAGCAUUCUCGCUCUAAUUCACGAUCCUCUCAAACGCCACACUCUAGGGAUCCGAUGCCUCGCCACUCCUUCGGUCGCAACUCCACCUCCAAUCCAAAUGUCUUUGCCGACGAAUACUCAUUAGAGACCAUUGACUCCGAUCGCAUCGAACGCCCCCACAGUCCCUCAUCCAUUGCAUCCUCGGCUACUCUUCGUGAAACCAAUCAGUCGAGGACCGUCAGCACGGCCACAACCGAGAACGAGAACCCUUUUGCUGAUGACGCUCGGGUGUCUUUCGAUGAACCUCACCGGUCAAGUCUGCCCCAAAAGGGCUACCCCUUCGCCCACAACCGUAACUCAACCUCCUCUCUCAACUCGACACCAUCCAUGAUCCAGCGAAAUCAAAGUGUUUCUUCUCGUUUCUCGAUUCCCCGCGCCCUCAGUCCCUACACCGGAGCCACCGGACCCAGCCAUCCAUAUGGUAUGUAUCCACAAGUCGGGGUUAGCCGGACACCCAGUGUGGGUAGCACCUCGACGAUACGCCCAGUUGAACGUCCGCUUGAAGAAUCAACUGGUCCACAGCACCCCUACGCGAUGUACUCGCAGAAUGUGGUUGAGGAAGGAAUGGAUGAUGAUAUCAUACCGGUCGGAUUUCCAGGUCAUAACCCACAAUAUCAGCCACCCGCUGGCCGUCAAGCUGAUGAUGUGGGCGAUAUCAUUGGACUGGAUGGUCAUGCAGAGCCGCUACCACCUUAUUCACGCUAUCCAACUGGUGUUGUGCCCAAGCCCCCCGGGGGCUGA
Messenger RNA from Penicillium coprophilum, 801 nucleotides. RefSeq lists its product as uncharacterized. Bases 1 to 801 code for a protein of 266 amino acids. NCBI's taxonomy places the organism in Eukaryota, Fungi, Ascomycota, Eurotiomycetes, Eurotiales, Aspergillaceae. The record is from RefSeq and is a predicted model, not a curated record. The transcript has a single exon.